This is a messenger RNA of Cloeon dipterum, 2884 nucleotides long. RefSeq lists its product as uncharacterized. Lineage: Eukaryota; Metazoa; Arthropoda; Insecta; Ephemeroptera; Baetidae. The record is from RefSeq and is a predicted model, not a curated record. The transcript has 27 exons. The coding region runs from base 50 to 2845 and encodes 931 amino acids.
GUCCUCACAAACGCAGUUGGAUCGACCAUCGGCAUGAAAUCGGCAUGAAAUGGAAAUUUUAAAAAUUCUCGUCUUCUCUGCGCUUCUCAUCUCCACGGGGAAAUCUCAAGCAACCGGCUCGACGGAAUCAAAGAGACUAAAUUAUUGGCUCUACUGUCGAAAUUACAACCUGGUUAAAAAGAAUUUGUUAGAUAGUGCAACUGCUGCUGAUUUUAUAAUUGGGAAACGAGACAGUGAAGUGGAAUUGCUUGACAAUCGAGACAGAGCGGUUGGAACUUUCGUCAAAAAGGGAUACAAAAUUUUAUUCAGCUCUCUCGAAAAGGCGAAAUACGACAAAGCCGUGAAAACCUGCGUGUAUCGAAACAUGCAACUGUUGGCGCUCGAAAGACCAGAAGAAAUAAACGAAAUUUAUCUCAGCAGCAUUUACAAAAGCAACGCCGAUGAAUCACAUGAAGACUUGGAGUUUUUGUGGACGAGCGCGGCUCCGUGCUCGAAAAGCGAUCCGCUGGACGCAAAAACCAAAUCCUGUUCGAGCGUCACGUGGUGUUCGAAUGACGUCGCCACUCGCCUCGACUACACGCUCUAUCUAGGUCGAUUUUCCCCGCCCUACUGCAUGAUUUACAGAAGGUCCAGCAGGCAACUCGAACCUACAAACUGCACUUUGGAAGCGUCAUUUUUUUGCGAGACGCCUUGCUCGAAGCCGAAGUGUCCCUUGCCGGACGAAUGCAUCAAAGAUGAUUCUCUAUUCACAGUAACUAAAGGGAAGUCCUAUCUGAAAUCAGGAAACAAAUUUGGAGGCAAGUGGAUACGAUCAAAUAACAACAUUUCCUACUUUCUGGGAGAGAAACAAGUUGAUUGGAGCGAGAACUGGAAGACUUGUUGCAGUCUCGGCCUCAAACCAAUAGCUCUGACUGACAAUUUGACUAACCAAUUCGACAGAGAAGACUCUCCAAUGCAAGGCCUAGUCUACUGGACGGCCAUGACUCGUGCCGACUGUCCCUACGAAUUCGAAAAUUGCUUCCACUCGAAUGCCACGGAGCCGUUCUCUAUUCCUACGAUCCACGGAGUGUUUCAAGAAGGGUCUUGCGUGGCUGUCACGGUCCGUGAUCCUUCCGCGAAACUCUAUUUGGGAUAUAGAAUUGCAGUAAAAACUACCCCUUGCAUUUCAAAACUGCUGUUGGCCUGCGAAGGCCCGGUUCAGACUUUUAGAAUGAAGAAGAAAAAGAAGACCAACUGUAAAGUACCAGACUGUACAGGAAUCGCUGAAUGCGUCAUGGAUGACUCUAACUUCCUGACCCAACCAUUCAGAGUUUUGCUUGUCCCCCAACGUUUCGGAAACUGGACGAUCUCAUGCAGCCACAGUUUCCUCGAGCUGCCGAAUGAAUAUGGCACUUGGGACGAGGCGUACACGCGGUGCUGCUCCCUCGGAAUGGACCUUUUAUCAUUUCAAAAUCCGAUCAAGCAACACUGCUUGGCCAAUCCUCCAAAAGCCCUCAAGCCGCCCGAGGGACAAUUCUGGACGUCCGGAAGGGAUUUAAACGCCUGUCGCGGAAAAUUGCGCUGGUGCACCGGCUACCUGAACGACUUCCUGAAAAAAGACCUGAUUUGGAAGGCAGGAGAGGACCCUGACUCGGCCAACAAUUCGUGCGUCUUCAUCGACCUGAGCAAACCCAAAAUGUCCAGCUUGGCGUUGGCCGAAUGUUCCGAGAAGAAACAGAUUUUAUGCGAAGCGCCUGCAGGAGUAGGCUACAAAUUGCAAGUGCCCGCGUUAUUUUGCAGAAAAAUAUACAUGGUCAAAGAGGCCGAGGCUUAUACACUUUGGAACUCUGGUGAUUUGAGUCGAGCUGGAAGUGGAGCAAAAAAAAUGAUUCAAUGCUUGGCGGAAUUCGCCGGACUGUUUUACAGCUCGACAAAGCUAAACAAGCAGACCUACCUGAACAUGGUCUCCAAAAUUAUUACUUCGACCAUUGACUUACAAAAAAUGUUCACCAUCAUGACAAACAAAAGAGAUUGGUUUCGGGCCUACAAGGAGACAUACGGAGAGCAAAAGGUUCAAAAUAUGAUCGAAGACAUGUCCAAGAACACGAUGGAAGAUUUUUACUUGGAACCUUUUCAACUCGGCACCGAGUUAAUCAACAAACUCGAUGACUGCAGUGCCAUACCAGAAUCCGGCGAGGCAACGUUCGCAUUCGGUUUUGUGCAGUGCCUCCUCCAGUCCAAGGAGCUGCAACGCUUCUGGAAGGCUUACAGUUACCAAUCAGACCAAUUCAGCGUGAUUCCCGCGCAGGAUGAGAUUUCCUCGCCUUGCCUCAAGUUACAAAACUAUUUGCAAAACACUUUUCUGUGCAUUCCGCCUGCUAUUUUGGCUCAACUUGGUGAUUCUGGACCGUUCAUCUCCGGAGUGCCGAUUAAUGUUCAAAAAUUAAACACAUCUUCAUACACCGCGUGCUUGGAAAGAAGGGGCUCGCUUCCCUACGCAGAAACCAAAGAGAUGUUUUUCCAACUUUACUCAUUUUUCAGAAGCGUGGCUCCGAACCUGACGAUCAUCUGGGACCAAGCCUUCUUUUCGUCCAACGACCGUGUUCUCGCGUGGUGCCGCAGCGGCCUCAACCCCUUCAACCCCUCGGACAGGGUUGCAGUGCCAAUUGCCGUGAAAGGGGCUGCCACCACGAAAGAGCCUUUGAUGCUGAUCUCUCUGCCAGGGCCCAAGCCCAACCUUCGCGCCGUAUCCGCGACCGAGGAGCUGCUCUAUCAAACCGACGUCUUCUGCCGCUUCCCUCAGCCCGUUGUCACCGAGUGCACCGCAAACAACAGCCUUCCAGAAUGGGCCUAUUGGCGUUAUUGAAGUUUUAAGAUGUAAAUUAUUAUGAGCACCUGAUAAUAA